UGACCCCUUUUUUCCUUGUGUGUAUAGAGAGAGACCACUUGCUGCAUGCGGCAUUCCCAAGGCCGAACAAGAUGGCCAUCCCACUGUCCAUCCUUCCCGCGAAAAACUUGGCAACUAUCAUCCCCCAGUUUCCGGAGAACCCUAAAACCCUAAUUCUGGAACAAUGCAAGACCAUCAAAGAUCUCAACCAAAUCCACGCCCAUCUCAUCAAAAACCGCCUCCUUCACGACCCCGGCGUCGCCGAAAACCUCCUCGAGUCCGCCGCCAUCCUUGCCCCGGAGCCCAUGGACUAUGCCGUCUCCAUUUUCGACAAACUCGAGGAGCCCAAUUCACCGGCUUAUAACAUCAUGAUCAGAGGCUUCACAUUGAAGCAGUCUCCCAAUGAAGCUGUUCUUUUGUUCAAGGAGAUGUGCGAAAGGUCCGCUCGACCCGAUGGAUUCACUUUCCCUUGUGUUUUGAAGGCUUGUUCUAGGCUACAAGCUUUGAAGGAGGGCGAGCAGAUCCACGCCCAAUUAUGGAAAUUGGGAUUUGGGUCGAACGGGUUUGUUGAGAAUUCCUUGAUUCAUCUGUAUGCGACUUGUGGUGAAGUAGGAGUUGCCCGCCGCCUGUUCGACGGAAUGUCUGAGAGGGGUAUUAUUACGUGGAAUUCGAUGUUUGCAGGGUACAGUAAGAGUGGUUAUUGGCAGGAGGUUAUGAGACUAUUCCAUGAGAUGCUGGAAAUGGAUGUGGAGUUUGAUGAGGUUACUCUGGUUUGUGUUUUGACUGCGUGUGGAAGGUUGGCUGAUAUAGAAUUGGGCGAAUGGAUCGGUGAGUAUGUCGAGGCAAAUGGUCUAAGUGGGAAUCCUACUUUGAUGACUUCACUUGUUGAUAUGUAUGCAAAAUGUGGUCAUGUGGAUAAAGCGCGGAACUUGUUUGAUCAGAUGCCCCGGAAGGAUGUUGUCGCGUGGAGUGCCAUGAUCUCUGGUUAUAACCAAGCAAGCCGAUGCAGGGAUGCGCUUGAACUGUUUCAUGAAAUGCAAAAGGCCAAUGCAGAACCAAAUGAGGUCACUAUGGUUAGUGUUCUUUGUUCCUGUACUGUUCUUGGAGCUGUGGAAACCGGUAAAUGGGUGCAUUCCUACAUAAAGAAGAAGAGGAUGAAGCUCACUGUGACCCUUGGAACCGCGCUCGUGGAUUUCUAUGCGAAAUGUGGGUCUGUCGAGAGUGCAAUAGAGGUGUUCAGAAAUAUGCCUUUGAGGAAUGUUUUGUCAUGGACCGUGUUGAUUCAAUGCCUUGCUAGCAAUGGACAAGGGAAAAGAGCCAUCAAGUUCUUCAACUUGAUGCUGGAAAAGAACAUUCCACCAAAUGAUGUUACUUUCAUAAGUGUUCUCCGUGCCUGUAGUCACACAGGUUUGGUUGAUGAGGGCCGACGUUUAUUUGUCAGUAUGAGUAGGGAUUUUGGAAUUGAACCAAGAAUCGAACACUAUGGGUGCAUGGUUGAUAUCCUUGGUCGAGCAGGGCUGAUAGAAGAGGCAUACCAGUUUAUAGAGGACAUGCCCAUUAAACCCAAUGCUAUUAUAUGGAGAACAUUGCUGGCUUCAUGCAGGGUUCACAAAAAUAUCGAAAUUGGGGAAGAAUCACUGAAAAAUGUGGUCAGGUUAGAACCUGCACAUAGCGGCGAUUACAUUCUUCUAUCAAAUAUUUAUGCAUCUGUGGGUAGGUGGGAGGAUGCCUCAAGAGUCAGAACUCAGAUGAGAGAGAAAGGGAUCGAGAAGAUUCCAGGUUGUAGCGUGAUUGAAUUAGAUGGAGUCGUUCAUGAGUUCUUCGCUGAAGACAAUGUCCAUCCCGACUCGGAAGAGGUGUAUUAUGCAACUGAAAACAUGAUGAAAGAGAUCAAGUUGGCUGGAUAUGUGCCCAACACAUCAGAGGCAAGACUGGAUGCAGAGGAAGAUGACAAAGAAACUUCAGUGUCUCACCACAGUGAGAAGUUAGCCAUUGCCUUUGGGCUUAUAAGGACUUGUCCGGGUACUACAAUAAGAAUAUCAAAGAACCUUAGAAUAUGUUGUGAUUGUCACAAUGCAACGAAGAUGGCAUCAAAAGUUUUCAGCAGAGAAAUUGUUGUUAGGGAUAGAAACCGCUUCCACCACUUCAAGGACGGGUCAUGUUCGUGUAAUGACUACUGGUGAAUUAAACUCGUCAUUAUCAAACACUUUUUGCACUAUGAGAGGCAAAUUUAACUCCAAAGACUUGAAAGCCUCAAAAAGGUUACCUGAUUACUGAGGCUUCAACUUAGUUUGCGCGUCUUACAAUGGGCCUCCAGUGGCACCACAAUAGCAGCAAACCUUGAUGCCUUGUGGUAAUGGUAAUCUUAAAUGUUCCAAAUCAAUGAUAUGUCAUCACACAUGUCAAUGCAAAGGUAAAUGCACCUUCAUUAUCUUUAUACUCAAUAUAAGUCUUUCUACUUAAAAACUUGUGCGGGCUU
This is a messenger RNA of Diospyros lotus (date-plum), 2458 nucleotides long. RefSeq names its product pentatricopeptide repeat-containing protein At1g08070, chloroplastic-like. NCBI's taxonomy places the organism in Eukaryota, Viridiplantae, Streptophyta, Magnoliopsida, Ericales, Ebenaceae. The record is from RefSeq and is a predicted model, not a curated record. Bases 72 to 2162 code for a protein of 696 amino acids. The transcript has a single exon. Gene Ontology annotation, molecular function: protein binding; zinc ion binding; RNA binding. Gene Ontology annotation, biological process: RNA modification.